Messenger RNA from Macadamia integrifolia, 405 nucleotides. RefSeq names its product probable LRR receptor-like serine/threonine-protein kinase At3g47570. The transcript has 2 exons. Gene Ontology annotation, molecular function: protein kinase activity; ATP binding. NCBI's taxonomy places the organism in Eukaryota, Viridiplantae, Streptophyta, Magnoliopsida, Proteales, Proteaceae. The record is from RefSeq and is a predicted model, not a curated record. Gene Ontology annotation, biological process: protein phosphorylation. The coding region runs from base 1 to 405 and encodes 134 amino acids.
AUGACUGGCCAUGUUGGUGAUUUUGGACUAGCACGAUUUCUUUUUGAAAGAUCCAACAAUCAAAGCACAUCAACUGGGAUAAAAGGAUCAAUUGGGUACGUUCCUCCAGAGUAUGGUAUGGGUGUCCAAGUAUCCAUAUUUGGUGAUGCAUUUGGCUAUGGGGUCAUAUUACUAGAGAUGUUUACAACCAAAAGUCCCACUAAUGACAUGUUUAAAGAUGGUCGAAGUUUCCAUGAGUUUGUUGCAGCAGCAUGGCCUGAACAACUAACGGAGAUUGUAGAUCCUCUAUUGUUCUUAGAAGAAGUGGAGAUCAAGAAUGACAGAGAUGAAUCACCAAUUGUCCAUGAAGGGAGUAGAAGUGGAAUUAAUACAAGAGCAAAAUCAAAGAAAGCUUGGUUCCAAUAA